AUGUCCCACGUUGAUGGUGUCUUCAGCCUCGCCACUCACGCCCGCAGAGUCUACCCGGUUGACAGCGCCUGUGUGUUCUUGUUACAGCGACUAGAUAACCUUGUCUCUACGUCGCCUGCUCCUGACACUCCUGAGGUAAUUUGGCAGACUUGGGCCACGGCAUUUUCAGCUUAUGAGCAUGCAAUUAUCCUACCCGUGCUGCAUCGCUCUCUUUUGAGGCCAAUUCCAUAUAUGUAUGACUGGCUAAUGCUGAACACGAGUCCCGACUUCCACUGGGUUAAAGGGCUCGUCCCUCCUACAUUCGUCGGUUAUGCUCCGUUUCACGAGGCAGUUGGCCCGCGUCGCACUCCUGCUGAGCUUUCAGAAAUUAUGCAAGAGAUUGUCGCAUCCGCCGAUCACGGCGACUUUGACAAUCUUCCUGAGGGUCGCAUUUACGCUUGCAACCGCUUUUUGGUGGCCUACAUUGAAGGCGACCUCUUCGUGGAUCAUCGCGAUCAGACGUACCUUGGUCGAACUUGUCCGAUCGAGAACUGGUGGGCCGAGCACGACCUAAAGGGGCAGUCAAAUGCGAAGCGGAAGUGGUCGCAGUUCUUCGAAGGCGUUAUCACGUUCUGCGACCGUCACGAGUGCGGCGUCCUCUGUGGUUACUGCCAAAUCGACUGA
Laetiporus sulphureus 93-53 is the source of this 663-nucleotide messenger RNA. RefSeq lists its product as uncharacterized. Bases 1 to 663 code for a protein of 220 amino acids. NCBI's taxonomy places the organism in Eukaryota, Fungi, Basidiomycota, Agaricomycetes, Polyporales, Laetiporaceae. The transcript is spliced from 3 exons. The record is from RefSeq and is a predicted model, not a curated record.